CGCACUGCGCCGGAUACUUGUGAAGUUCAAGAAGUCGGAAGCUGAGUGUCCGGAGCGCCGCUACAAAGUAUCAAAGUCUGCAACAUUGUAUUCUCCGGGAUCACCGACACAUCGGAGCGGGGGUCUCCUGCCAUACAGGUCAGCCUGGCCUGGGGGCUGUAUAUAUAUGGACUGAGAACUCUGCCCCCCUCUGUAUAUAUAUAUAUGGACUGAGCGCUGUGCCCCCCCCCCCCUCCCCCCUGUAUAUAUAUGAACUGAGAGCUGUGCCCCCCGUACAUAUAUGGACUGAGAGCUGUGCCCCCCCUGUGUAUAUAUGGACUAAGAGCUGUGCCCCCCCCUACAUAUAUGGACUGAGAGCUGUGCCCCCCCCAUGUAUAUAUAUAUGGACUGUGUAUCUAGAUGAGCGGCUGGUAUCAUGGAAUGCACCAUCCCAGCGCAAUGUUUGCUGCUCUUCGCCGCCUGCGAGGAUGGGGACCUGGACGGCGCACGGCGAUUGCUGGAACCGGAGAAUUCCAGCAGUUCAUCCAGCGCAGGGGGCCGCGGAGGAGAAGGAUCGGGGUCAUCCCGCGUAAACCUCCAAGGAUUCUCAGGUGGGUCCGCUCCAGGGUCCGCCCUUGUGCCUGUGGACUCCACGGAUGAAGACGGUAACACGGCGCUACAGCUGGCCGCUGGAGGAGGACACGAGCCGCUGGUGAGGUUCCUGCUAAUGAAGGGGGCCUCAGUGGACAGCAGGAACCACUACGGUUGGACGCCACUCAUGCAGACGGCCAGGUCGGGGCAUCUAAACGUGGCCCAUAUUCUGCUAGAAAACGGCGCAGACGUCAAUGCUCAGAACCGGCUUGGAGCCAGCGUCCUGACGGUGGCUUCCAGAGGGGGUCACGCCAGCGUGGUGAACCUGCUCCUGGAAAGCGGCGCCUUUGUGGACAACUACGAUCAUUUUGACGUCAAUGCGAUGGGCAAAGGUCACGGCGAGGAGAUGCCGGAGAUUACGGCUUUGAUGACCGCCGUGCAGCACGCUCAUGAAGUGGCGGUGCGCCUGCUCCUGGACUGGGGUGCCGAUGUGAAUUAUUGUGUAAAGACAGGUUGGAGUCCGUUGAUGCUUGCGGCUCUGCACGGUCGCUUGAGCGUGGCCCAGCAAUUGGUGGACAGGGGAGCCGACCCCAACCAAGUGAACAGCUUGGGGAAGACCCCUUUCGAAAUCGCCUUAAACUUCAAACACAAAGACACUAGAGACUACUUGGAUUCCAUUACAACCGUCAGGCCUAAGACCGACGAGGAGAAGAGGCGGCCUGACAUUUUUCAUGCUGUAAAAAUCGGGAAUCUGGCCUUGGUUAAGGAAAUUGUGGAUGAGGAUUCCAACCAGGUCAACGCUGUUAAUGCUGAUGGAGCUUCACCACUCAUGAUAGCGGCAGUCACAGGAAGACUCGAACUGGUGCAACUUCUGGUCGACAAGAAAGCAGAUAUAAACAAACAGGACAGCGCCCAUGCCUGGACUGCUCUGAUGCAAGCGACCUACCAUGGAAACAAGGAAAUUGUGAUUUAUCUACUAAACCAAGGCGCCGACGUCAACCUCCAAGCCAAAAAUGGUUACACGGCUUUUGAUUUGGUCAUGCUCCUUAAUGACCCAGACACCGAGCUUGUCCAGCUUUUGGCAGCUGUAUGCCUUCAAGGAGACAAGGAAAAGUCGAAGCAGAAAAAUAAAUUCCAUAAUACCAAGAGCAAAUCAUCUUAUAACAGCCCGGUUCCUCCAGAUGACAAAGCAGGCGUCAAGUCGUGGUGGAACAGAAUGUCCAAUCGUUUUCGGAAGCUGAAGCUCACACAGACCUUGAGGCAAAGCUUCUCCCCCAGUCGUCUUGUGCCUUUGACCGAAAACGUAAGUUCGUCUUUCGAUUCCAUGAUUAGAACACCCUCACAGACGGAGAUGGGCAACUUUCAAAGACCCGACUCUACUACAGCUUGGACUGCUUACUCCAAAGACAGCGGUUUGGGAAAAACCAAAACCGAUAGCGAUGACUUGCUGCUUGCUACUAUGUUAAAGAAUGGUUCUCCGUUUGCUAAACUCCCCAAUGAAAAGUUAAAGGCCGUGAUUCCACCAUUCUUACCUCCCUCAAACUUUGAAUUGUGGAAUUCUGAUCGGUCUAGGAUCGGCAGAGAUGGAAAGUUGGACCAGACUCGCUCCUCCACACCCCCAAGACUGUCAAAGCCAAGUUUCAACGGCAGCGGUAAUUCCGAUAUUACUUCAAUCAGUAGAGCGCCAAGAACUGUUAAAUUUCCGUCUUUGCCGAGAAGCCCAGCAUCUCCUUCCAACUCCGGCAACUUCAACCACUCGCCUCACUCUUCAGGAGGUGGCGGGAGUGUCGCAGGAGGGAGUGCGGACAAUGUCCUUUCACAAAUAGCGGCGCAAAGAAGAAAAGCAGCCAGUUUGUCAGAACAGAAAAAAUCACCUAUAAACAUGGUGAACAAAACCAGUGGCUCCACGGCUCCUGAACCGCUGAGCAGCAACGGACACUUGCCAAAGAAAAACGAGAUUCUAAAACGGCCUCCGUCAGGAACAUCAUCUACCUCCAAAAGCACCUCUCCUACUUUGACUCCAUCUCCCUCACCUUCACCCAAAGGUUGCCUGGUGGAGUCCUCCAUGUCUUCUUCAUCCUCUCACAAACAUUCCAAGAGCAGUGGAGGCUCCAGCAGCGGAACUAUUACAGAUGAAGAUGAACUUUCUGCCAUUCUGAAGAAGUUAUCCCUGGAGAAGUACCAGCCCAUAUUUGAGGAGCAAGAAGUGGACAUGGAAGCUUUCCUCACGCUUACCGAUGGUGACUUGAAAGAGUUGGGUAUAAAGACUGAUGGAUCCAGACAGCAGAUCCUGGCAGCUAUAUCGGAACUUAACGCUGGAAAGGGCCGUGAGAGACAAAUUCUCCAAGAAACCAUAAACAAUUUCCACUCUUCAUUUGAAAGUAGUGUUAGUAAUACUCAGCCCCCUGGAGUCAACCGAUCCCCCUCUGUAAGUGCAGGACCAAAAGCUACCGUAUCCAACAAAAGGUAACCAAAUGGUCAGCUCACCCUUCUCCCUGGGAUCCUAAAGCUCCUCAAUGGAGAGCAUGGUCCCUGUACCUUCUACCAGAAGGAGGUUGAUCAGCACAUUUAAAACUAAAUUUUAAAUUCACAUACAGUGGAACCUCGGAUUGUGAGUAACGCGGUUAAUGAGCGUUUUCGCAAUACGAGCCCUGUA
Messenger RNA from Rana temporaria (common frog), 3226 nucleotides. RefSeq names its product ankyrin repeat and sterile alpha motif domain containing 6 (gene ANKS6). The record is from RefSeq and is a predicted model, not a curated record. Gene Ontology annotation, cellular component: cytoplasm. Bases 416 to 3040 code for a protein of 874 amino acids. The transcript has a single exon. Lineage: Eukaryota; Metazoa; Chordata; Amphibia; Anura; Ranidae. Gene Ontology annotation, biological process: innate immune response. Gene Ontology annotation, molecular function: protein binding.